Messenger RNA from Alnus glutinosa, 1383 nucleotides. RefSeq lists its product as uncharacterized. NCBI's taxonomy places the organism in Eukaryota, Viridiplantae, Streptophyta, Magnoliopsida, Fagales, Betulaceae. Bases 1 to 1014 code for a protein of 337 amino acids. The transcript has 3 exons. The record is from RefSeq and is a predicted model, not a curated record.
AUGGAGCCUGCUUGCUACUGUAAUGAAAAACUCUUCUCUCUCUCUCUCUGCAGUAAUGUGGAAGCUUGGAAACAGAUCGAAAGCUUGGAAUGGGCCUCAAAAGUAUUAUCAUCUGGACUUCUGAAGCAAAAAUGGAAUAGCUUAGAGUCUUUGGUGCAAUUUCAUCCAACUAUUGAGGUCAAGAAUGGAACGGAAAUUAUAUGGCAAAUACCUGAUACACCAAAGGCAGUUAUCUUUCUGGCUCAUGGGUGCAAUGGCAGAGCUGUAAACUUUUGGGACAGAUCUUCUACCUGCUCUAAUUGCAUUGGGUUGCCCGAAGAAAGGCUUCUUGUCCUUCACGCUCUUGCUCGAAAGUUUGCUGUUCUUACCAUAUCAAGUGUGGGGAGAUGCUGGACAUUUGUGGAGGAAAGAUUAAUUGUUAAAGAUAUUUUGAAGUGGUGGGUAGAGAAAAAUAAGCUUCAACAACUUCCUAUUGUAGCUUUGGGAGCCUCCUCUGGAGGGUAUUUUGUUUCUGUACUGGCCAAUGAGUUGAAAUUCAGUAGUAUUACACUUAUGAUUGCUGAAGGCGUAUUCGAAAAGAUGGAUAUCAGUGAGGAUUAUCCACCUACACUGUUUGUGCACAUGCCCAAAGAUAUAUAUAGGCAGCAGAAGAUACAUGAAAAUUUGGAGCGUUUGAGAAAUAAAGGUGUUGAUGUGGCAGAGAUUGAAUGCAUGGAGUUCCCCUUGUCUCCACAUAUUUUAGCUGACAGAAUCCCAGGUAUUGAUCAAACUUUUUCUGCAAAGUUAUUUGAGCUUCUCCGGGACAAGGGCUUCAUUGAUGAAAAUGGAUAUAUGAAGAAUGAUGGGCGUGCAACACGUUGGAAGGCAGCUCUCAGGGAGAAUAAGACUUAUUUCCCAGAUCAGCAUUUAGCACAACACAUUCAGGAGGAACUGAAUCUUGCAUUCGCUUACCAUGAAAUGACUAGCUUGCAUUCUGAGCUGAUCUUUAAAUGGUUUGAAUCUCAUAUGAACUGAUCAGAACUAUAUCGAGCCACAUUUUCCUCAGACUUCGAGAUUUCUGUGGAAUAAAUCGUGGCCAGAAUCUGAAGUAAUUUAGAUGUACAGCUUAUUACUAAGGGAAAAAUACACAAUCAGUCCUUGUGGUUGUGUAAUUUAGAUUGUCUUCCAAAUUUAUUCGCCAAGCUAGGGGCACGCACACUGAAGACAGAUUGUAAUGGAUGAAUCUGAGAUUUUAGGUAAACGUUGCUUUCCAUGGAAAGUAAGCCAAUAUCAAUGUAAAUGCUUUUUCAUUGGACAUUUUCUGGAAUUACAAUAUUUUCUGGCCGGUGCCUUGGCAAUUCGCUCUUUAAGGGCAAUCAUCAGAAACCAUAAUCCUACUUUCUA